Botrytis sinoallii is the source of this 699-nucleotide messenger RNA. RefSeq lists its product as uncharacterized. The coding region runs from base 1 to 699 and encodes 232 amino acids. Gene Ontology annotation, molecular function: orotate phosphoribosyltransferase activity. Gene Ontology annotation, cellular component: cytoplasm. Lineage: Eukaryota; Fungi; Ascomycota; Leotiomycetes; Helotiales; Sclerotiniaceae. The transcript has a single exon. The record is from RefSeq and is a predicted model, not a curated record. Gene Ontology annotation, biological process: pyrimidine ribonucleoside biosynthetic process; 'de novo' pyrimidine nucleobase biosynthetic process; pyrimidine nucleotide biosynthetic process.
AUGUCCACCCUUUCUCCAUACAAAGCUGAAUUCCUCAAAGCCGCAAUUGAUGGCGGGGUCCUCAAAUUCGGCAGCUUCGAAUUGAAGUCGAAACGAAUCUCUCCUUACUUUUUCAACGCCGGCGAUUUCUACCGCGCAGAUCUUCUCCGCGCUAUUUCUACUGCUUAUGCAAAGGCUAUCAUCGAGGCACAAGAAGCAAACAUUCUGGACUUCGAUAUUGUGUUUGGACCUGCAUACAAGGGCAUUCCUCUUGCGACAGCUACCGUGGAUAAGUUGGCCGAUCUCGAUCCAAAAUACAAUACUAUGUGUUAUUCUUUCGAUAGAAAGGAAGCCAAGGAUCACGGAGAGGGAGGAAAUAUCGUAGGAGCUCCUUUGAAGGGAAAGAGAGUUUUGAUCGUGGAUGAUGUUGUGACUGCCGGAACUGCAAAGAGGGAGGCCAUUGACAAGAUUCGCAAGGAGGGUGGCAUUGUAGCUGGUAUUUUGGUGGCAUUGGACCGAAUGGAAAAAUUGCCUUCGCCAACUGGAGAUGAUAGUGCCCCAAUGCCAAGUGCGAUUGGAGAGAUCAGAAAAGAAUAUGGGAUUCCAGUUUUGUCUAUUUUGACAUUAGAUGAUAUUAUUGGAGGUCUCAGCGGCAUUGCGUCAGAGGAAAAUGUCAAGAAUAUGGAAGAAUACAGGGCUAAGUACAAGGCCAGCGAUUAA